Cannabis sativa is the source of this 4543-nucleotide messenger RNA. RefSeq names its product putative disease resistance RPP13-like protein 1. NCBI's taxonomy places the organism in Eukaryota, Viridiplantae, Streptophyta, Magnoliopsida, Rosales, Cannabaceae. The transcript is spliced from 5 exons. The coding region runs from base 162 to 3698 and encodes 1178 amino acids. Gene Ontology annotation, molecular function: ADP binding. Gene Ontology annotation, biological process: defense response to other organism. The record is from RefSeq and is a predicted model, not a curated record.
UGUCAUGUGAAUGUCAUCAAAAGCUUUUAUCAUCAUUAAUUCUCUUAACUCAUAUUGCUCUGAUAUGUUUUCUAAUCCAUUCAUAUUGUUGUUCUGUUCCUAUCCCAUAUAUUUCCAUUGCUAUAACCUUUUGUGAACCUUUAACUGAACUGAAUUGGAAUAUGGCUGAACUUGUGAUUGGCGCUGUUAUCUCUUCUUCUUUAGAUUUUUUGCUGAAAAGGGUUGCAUCUCCUUACUGUAAGGAGUUCUUCAAAGAAAAUGAAAGUUCUGUUGUUUCUGAGAGACUUUUCAAGUUGAAGUCAACGUUAAAUUGUCUAGCUACAGUUCGUUUCGAGGUUGAGAAUAAGAGAAUCAAAAACCCUGCUGUGGAGAAGUGGCUGGAAGAUCUUCUGGAUGCUGUCGAUGAUGCUGAAAACUUCUUUGGUGAUAUUGAAUACAAUGCUAUGAAACCCAACAAACCUGAUGAGUUAAAGAAAGCAAAAAGGAAGGCAAUUCAUAAGUUACUCUCUCGUUUCUCUGAACCUUCUAAUUCAGCUGAUCAUAAAAGGAACACUAACAUGGUAGAGAUUCUUAAGAGGUUGGAGUACUUAGCCAAUCAAAUUGGCUACUUGAAUCUUGAAAAGAAUGUUGUUGAUGUGAAACCAUCAGAAAGAUUAUGUGCUAAGACUUCUUUGCCAGAUGAACCUGAAAUUUACGGUAGAGACACUGACAAGGAUGACUUGAUGAAGUUGUUGGUGUCCGAUGAAGAUAGUAGUGAAAAGAUACAUGUCAUUCCCAUAGUGGGAAUGGGUGGGAUUGGGAAAACUACCCUUGCUCAAACUCUUUUCAACGACGAACAAGUGAAGCAGAUGUUUGAAUUUAGAGCCUGGGUGUAUGUUUCAGAUAAAUUUGAUGCCAUGGCUGUGACAAAAACCAUCCUUCAAGAAGUAGCCCCAGAUGAUGCUUGGGAAGAUGAUUAUGUUGAGUGGACAGAAGUGAUGAAGCCUUUCAACGGUGGGUCAAAAGGCAGCAAAAUAAUAGUAACAACAAGAAAUGAAAAAGUUGCGGAUAGCAUUCGAACUGUUGGUACACACCGUCUUAGAGAAUUAUCAGAAGAUGACUGUUGGGCACUAUUUGUCAAGCACUCUUCCAGUGGGAAUUCUAGAAAGUUUAUUGAGAACCCGAAAUUGGAAAGCAUAGGUAGAGAAAUUGCUAAGAAAUGUAAUGGUUUACCUUUAGCUGCUAAAGUCCUAGGAGGCCUCUUGAGAUCAACGUUGGAUGCUAACAGAUGGGAACAAAUAGCAAAGAACAAUAUUUGGGAGCUGACACGUGAAAGGAGCAAGAUUCUUCCAGCUGCUUUAGAAUUGAGCUUCUUCUAUCUUCUACCACACUUGAAAGGAUGUUUCGCUUAUUGUUCAAUAUUCCCAAAAGGCUAUGAAUUUCAAAGACAAGAGUUGGUCUUACUAUGGAUGGCUGAAAAUCUUGUGAAGCAUUCCGAGGGGAAUAAAACAAUGGAAGAAGUGGGCGAUGAGUAUUUUGAUGAUUUAGUAUCUAUGUCAUUUUUUACAAAAACCAAGACCUUGGCAGGUACAUCUUAUUUUGUCAUGCAUGAUCUUAUUGUUGAUUUGGCUAGAAUUGUUUAUGGGAAAUACUCUUGUUUAUUAGAGCACAACGAAGACAUUGUUAAGUUGGAGAAGAAAACACGCCACUUUGGAUGUGUCACAAAACUCUUGUAUCUAGAUAACAAGAUGUCUAACAGUUUUGAAGCUACACGCCUGCGAACAUUUUUAACUUUAGGUUCACGGUAUCCUAAAAUUAGUAUUUCUAAGGAACUAGUGCAGAAUUUGUUACUGAAGCUAAAAUGUUUGAGAGUUUUAUCUUUCUGUUAUUCAUGUUUGAUUGAGUUGCCAAAUUCAAUCGGUGAGCUUAAACAUCUUCGCUUUUUAGAUCUUUCUGGCACUGAGAUUGUGAAGUUGCCGGUAUCUCUAACUAUGUUAUACAAUUUACAGACUUUAAAGUUAGAAUAUUGUCGUCUACUUGAAACUUUGCCUAAAAAUAUGCAUCACCUCAUUAAUUUGAGACAUCUUAUUAUCAGUGAAGCUAACCUAGUAGAGAUGCCAAGCCAAAUAAGUAAAUUGACAAAUCUCCAAACAUUGACAAUGUUCGUUGUGGGAAAGGAUAGUGGUGCUGAAAUAAAAGAGUUGACCCAACUUUCAAGUCUACAUGGAGAAGUUUCCAUUAAGAAGUUAGAAAAUGUGGUCAAUGUUGCAACACCAUCAAAUCUAAUCAAUGUAUUGGAUAAGAAGAAACUUGAGAAAUUGAGUUUGGAAUGGAGUUAUUUAAAUAGAUCAAUUGAUCCAAAGCAUGGAAAGAGUGUGCUUGAAAUGCUUACACCUAACACAACGUUGAAGGAGCUCAAGAUUCUUCAUUACCCGGGCAAAAAGUUUCCAUAUUGGGUUGGAAAUGAAUCGUUUAGCAACAUUGUUAAAGUAAGUCUACGUGGGUGUCCGCAUUGCUCCAAUUUACCACCACUUGGGCAGUUGCCUUUGCUAAAACAUCUUUGCAUCUCAGGAUUCAAUUCGGUAGUGACAGUGGGUGCUGAGUUUUAUGGGAAUAGUUCUGGGAGAAAGCCAUUUUCAUCAUUGGAAACAUUAAGCUUCAGCAACAUGUUAUCAUGGGAGCAAUGGCAUUCAAUGCAAACUGAAGAGGUAUCAACAUAUGGAAAGCUUAAAGAACUUGUGAUUAAAGAUUGUCCAAAGCUCAUAGGGAAAUUGCCUCACUUUCUUCCUUCCCUAACAAAUAUAAAAAUUGAAGGACAUUAUCAUUUUGCAUUAAUCCUCCCAAGAUUACCAUGUGCUAGAGAAAUAAAAAUUGUAAGUGUAGAAAAUACAGAGUCAUUGUACCAGACAAUAAAGCCAAUGAGUCCUACUUCUACCUACCAUCCUCUUCAGUCUCUUUGGUUAGAAGAUUGUGGAUCAUCAUUUAGAUCCCUCCAUUUGGAUUUAUUUCCCAAUCUCAAAACUCUUACUAUUACAAUAUGUGACUAUUUUGAAGCCCUCUCAGUGUCAGAUGGGAAAUCUCUUCAGGAACUAACAUCUUUGUCAUCUUUACAGAUAGAUAGUUGUUGUAGUUUUGUAUCUUUCCCAAAGGGUGGACUUAUUGCUCCCAAGCUGAGUGAAUUCACAAUCAGCAAUUGUCCUAAACUCAAGUGGUUACCUGAGAAAAUGGCUUUGCUCUCAUCUUUAAAGUUUUUGAUACUAUUUCGUUGCCCGUUGAUAGAGACUUUUCCUGAAGGUGGUAUGCCUGCUAGUUUGUUUUCACUUUGGAUAUCUUAUGAUGAACUUUUGAGGAUGAAGCAGAACUGGCAAACAUUACCCCAUCUUACCAAUCUUUUUAUUGGUGGAAAUUACAAUGAAGAUACAGAAUCAUUUCCGGAGGAAGGGCUACUACCUCCCACUAUUACCUUUCUUCGUAUCUUCAUGUUUUCAAAACUGAAAAGUCUGGAUAAAAAUGGGCUUAGACAACUCACCUCCUUGCAAACACUUGAUAUUUCCAACUGUCCUGAGUUGCAGACAUUGUCAGAAGAAGGGUUUCCAACUUCACUCGGGUCUUUGUAUGUAAGGGAGUGUCCUCUGGUGAGGAAAAAGUAUGACCCGAAGGAGAGUGGGAAUGAGGAGUACUGGACCAAGAUUUGUCACAUUCCCAAUGUCACAAUUUAGCAUCCACACAACAACUGCUGCAAAUGAUUUAAUUGAGGUAUAUACUAUAUACUGAGAAUCUGAGAGUGGAAAGAUUUGUGGAUGGAUUAUUUAGAAGAAUCUAUAGCUGGUAUGGAUUGAGAUUCACAAUUUGAUUUGUUUUGCUAUGUAUGUAUGUAUGCUCAUUGGAAUUUUUAGUGAAGUUUUUCAGAUGUUGAAAUGUCUACUGUUUCCAGAUUUAACCAAAAUUAGUCACAUACCCAAUGUCAAAUUUUACCCCAUAACUGCUCAGAUUGAUUAUAAUUGAGGCUUUAUGAGAAUCCCCUGGUUUUGUUCUAUUAUUCAUUUGGAGUUUAAUGGUGUGCAUGAGCUAUAAAAUUGUUAGGGAGCUCCUUUAGGAAGGAAGCAAAGAGGUAGCUUCCACAACAUGAAACAAGCAAUGCUAUGCUCGUGUUAGAUUGUAAUUUUGUUGUUUUUGUAUUUGUGCGUGUGGGGUUUAGGACACUUAGACAACACUUCUGACUACCUUGACAGUUGGUAGUUAAGUCAGUUAGUCCUGUCCUAACUAACCUAGCUCUAUAAAUAGAAGGUUUAUGAUUCACUUGUAUGAGAGAGAUCAAGUUAGUGAGUAAAGCACAAUUAAAACUCAGCUUGUAAUUGAGAUGAAUUCUCUUGGGUGAUUAGUUGAGGAUGAGGGUUGUAAAAGGCAUUUCUAUGUGUUUGAUUGGAUUGCCUCAAGUGAGAUUAAGUUUGUAAUUGAUGUGUAUCACCACUAGUGUUCUUUGUGUUCUUAAUCCAAGUGUUUGUAACAUUGAUUCUUGCCAUUCAAUAUCAAAAUCAUCAGAAGCCAACAGAGUUGUUUUCUA